UUUUUUUGUAUGAACGACACCUUCGAUCGGGGCAACAGGGCCUGAUAGCUACAAUCACUGUGAGCCUCGGCCGCUCGACCUGCUUUCGACUCGCCGUUACCGGGCCGAUAUUGAGAGGCCAAAAAGGCCGAGCACCUCGCAAUGGGUCACCCUUAUGUCUUGGGAGGCGCGGCCUUUCCCUGCGACGACAUGCCCUUCCAAAGCCAGCCCUGCGGCGGGCUACAAGACGGCCUCCAAGACUCCAGCAUGCGUUACAUAGACCCUAACAUGCAGAAUCCCGCAUCGAGCGCUUUUGACGGCACCUCCUGGGCUGCACCCGCCCAACAGUCUUUCAAGGAGAACGCGGCGACCUUCUUCGUCGUCGAUCCUGCCAGCCAGGUUUCCGACCACGGAGCUGUCCGUCCGGCAGUGAGCGUCUCCCAGGCGCCAGUUCCGUAUGCGCGAUAUGGCAGCCCCUUCUCGUCGGCCGAACCGUCGCCGCCCGGCGCCGGACUCAGUCCUCCCGCAGACACCGAGUCGUACUACGACGGCGGCUACCCGAGAACGCCCUCCGAAGCGAACCUGCUCUCGCCCUUCCAGCCACCGCUACCGAUGGAGCCGUUCGCCCACGCCGUCCAGUUCAGGAGUAUGGGCCCGGGUCCCGACUACGUGAAACUCUGCGACGUGAGCCCCGGCCAGCAGCACUCCGAGUACUGCGAGAGCGAUAACGACAUGUUCGAUUUUAACUUUGCUCCUCAACCGGCCUACUUCAGCGGCCAUGUCAUUCGCGACGUCGUGCCGGCAUCACACGGCGCAGCCGUGCCAGAGCCGGAGCUGUCCGACACACAACCAGGGCUAGAUGAAACGCAAUCCCAAUCGGUGGUCAAGGAGGAGAUCAAGGUGGAGAGUCAGUACCCGCCUCUGGAAGACGACGCGGGUCCAGAAAAACAGCCUGGGCCGAAGCGGCGGCAGCAACAUGGCAAUGACGACGAGGACGACGACGGCGGCCGCGGCGGCCACGGCAAUAAUGGCGACCUCCAAUACCGACCAAGCAAGAGGCGGCGAACGACCUCGCGGAUACCAGAACAGCACGCGGCCAAGACAAUUCCCGCUGCCGCCUCGCUGCCGCGCGCGACAAGGACCCGAGCCGGCAACCCCAUCCCUCCGCCGCCUCGCAGCGGGUCUUCCCUUUCCGGCGGCAAAGCGCGCCUCGCCUGCCCCGAUUGCAAGCAGCGAGCGUUCGCGAGCCGGGCUGACCUCGACUCCCACGUCAAGAAAGAGCACCGCCGCCCCUUCAGCUGCGUCUUCGACUUCGCCGGGUGUAACUCAACCUUCGGCAGCAAGAACGAGUGGAAGCGCCACGUCGCCACGCAGCACCUGCUGCUCAACUACUGGGUCUGCACCGAGGGCGUCUGCGCCAAGGUCUCCCAAGAUCAUCCCCCCUCCCCAGACCAGCACCAGUACGCCGCCGCCGCCGCCACCACCACCACCACCACCACCAGCAGCAGCAGUAGCACCACUGAGGGCAAGGAAAACCCCCGCGGCGCAAUCUUCAACCGCAAGGACCUCUUCACCCAGCACCUCAAGCGCAUGCACGCCCCGAAGGAGGUCAAGGAGCUCCUCCCACAAGCGGCGUCCAAGCGCGCCGGCACCUCGUCCGCCCGAGGCAGCGCGAGCGCCAACAGCAACAACAACAACAACAGCAACAACAAAAUGAGCACGGCCCAGGAGAGCGCCAUCCUCGCCCGGUGGGCGGCCCGCGUCAAGCGCCUCCAGGACGCCGCCGUCCGCCCGCGCUGCCGGCUGCCCACGUUCAUGCGCUGCCCCUUCCCCGGGUGCGCCUCCGCGCCGCCCUUCCGCGGCAACGACGCCUGGAACCGCCGCAUGGAGCACGUCGCGAGGCACAUGAACAGCCCCGGUAAUGAUGAUGAUGCCACCAACAAUAACAACAACAAGACUCGUCGUGUUGGCUGUGGUAGCGGCGGCGACAGCAGCAGCAGCGGGGUCCCGGUCCCGGCCCCGGACCCGACGCUGGUCGAGUGGGCCGCCCGCCCGGACGUGGCCAUCAUCGUCCCGGACGGCCGCGGCGGGUGGGUGCUGAAGAGCCCGCUCGAGCGGAAGCCCGGGGGUAACGUGGUCGUCACCGCGCCCGCGGGUCAUGCGUCUGGCGAUGGUGGUGGUGGCGGUGGUGGUGGUGGUGGUGGGCAUGAUGCGGCGGAGGGAGGAGGAGAGGAGGAGGAAGGGGAGAAACAGGAUGAAGACUACGACGGCGAGGACGACGACGAGGAGGACGAGGAGGAGGAGGUGGUGGUGGUGGAGGUGAUGGAGGUGGGGUUGGGGGAUGAAGAGCAAGGAGACGGCGGCGGCGGCGGCGAAGACGACGAGGCGGAGAUGGAUGCCGAGGGGGAGGAUGACGAUGAUUGAUGAUGGUGAAGAACUUGGAUAUUCUCUUUUUACUCUCUCUCUUCUCUUUUUCUUUUCUACAUCUUCUUCCUUGAUUCAUUUCUUUCUCCUUCUUCCUGCUCCUUUCCCUUUUCUCUUCUACCGUUGCUUGUCCUACAGGUAUACUGCUUACCGGUCUAGAGGAGGGGCAUGGGUUACGAUGCAUGAUCACAAAGAAAGAUACCUCGUCAUGACUU
Thermothelomyces thermophilus ATCC 42464 is the source of this 2618-nucleotide messenger RNA. RefSeq lists its product as uncharacterized. The record is from RefSeq and is a predicted model, not a curated record. The transcript has a single exon. The coding region runs from base 142 to 2403 and encodes 753 amino acids. Gene Ontology annotation, molecular function: DNA-binding transcription factor activity. Lineage: Eukaryota; Fungi; Ascomycota; Sordariomycetes; Sordariales; Chaetomiaceae.